Tachysurus fulvidraco (yellow catfish) is the source of this 1529-nucleotide messenger RNA. RefSeq names its product myelin protein zero (gene mpz). Gene Ontology annotation, cellular component: membrane. NCBI's taxonomy places the organism in Eukaryota, Metazoa, Chordata, Actinopteri, Siluriformes, Bagridae. Gene Ontology annotation, biological process: myelination. The record is from RefSeq and is a predicted model, not a curated record. The transcript has 8 exons. The coding region runs from base 129 to 824 and encodes 231 amino acids.
UGAGUCUGCACAGACUUGCCUGGGUGCCACUCAACCUCACUCCCUCCAUCCCUAUCCCUUUCUUUAUCUGUGAUCCUCUGCUUUCUGGUCUUCGACAAGCUGUUGAGCAGAAACAUCAGACGGAAAGCAUGCUAACUCUAUUGGUGCUCACAUCUGUGGUGUUGCUCAGUGCAGCUCCACAGUCAGAGGCUAUAGUAGUGUACACUAGCUGGGAGAGGCACGCAUUGGUAGGCUCAGAUAUCCGUCUUUCCUGCUCUUUCUUCUCAUGGCGAUGGACUUCUGAUGAUGUCACAUUCUCCUGGAACUACAGGCCAGAUGGGGCAAAAGAAGGCAUCGCCAUUUUCCACUACACAAAUGGAGUUCCAUAUGUGGACAAUAAAGGGCCAUUCCGGGACCGCCUGGAGUUUGUGGGCAACCCAGCCCGUCGUGAUGGCUCUAUCCUGAUCCGAAAUCUUGACUAUGGUGACAAUGGAACCUUCACUUGUGAUGCCAAGAACCCUCCAGACAUAGUGGGUCGACCCUCCAGCGUACGACUUCUGGUAUUUGAGAAAAUCCCCAUUCAGGCCGGCGUGAUCACAGGUUCGAUUAUUGGAGUUGUUUUGGGUUUGCUGAUCCUGGUGGUGGCUAUCUACUAUCUCAUGCGCUUCCUGGUAGCUCGCCGUGUCUUCAGCUUGAGUGUGAGCAAACAUGGCAAGAAAGGCAAAGGGAAAGAGGGAGCCCAGCAAAAACAGAAACCAAAGGCUUCUGUCGUGGUGGAUCCUGCCAAGCUGAAGGCACCAGUAUCCGAGAAGAAGAAGCAAGAGAUGCGCAGAGAAAAGAAAUAGGGCUUCGCGGGCAGAGAGCUAGAGCUCCAGGAACAAGUACCUGGAGAAGGCAGGCUGGUCCUUCAAAGUAGCCAUGCCUACAUUUUUUAUAUUCAUUGCUUAAGGGCUAAACAAAAGAACAUACAGUAGGCAAAACCCCACACACAAAAUGCACAUGAUCCAACUGUAGAAUUCCGAAUCAUUCCGAACUUAAAAAAAAGUACUGUUAUCAAAGACUUACACAUGUAAGACUGUCAUGAUUAUUUAGAACACUUUGUACUUUAGAGUACUGUUCCUCAACAUGUAGGCUUGAGGCCAUUAGAAGCCCCUGGAGGGCAACAUAGCACAGUUUGAGAGUUUAUCCUAAAGGUCAGCUAUGUUUCAUAUAAAAUUCAUAAAGUAAAACAGAAGAUUACUUCAAACUAUCCACCUUUUAAACCAAACUGUUGGCUGUCAUCUUUUUGGGGGUGGUUCGCUCUUUCUCUGACAUUUUGUUAAGAAUAAUGUCCAACUAGCAGGACAUUUUUUAAACCAUAUAGUUCACAGUUGUUACACCUAUGACUAUGGAAGGAGUGUGUGCUUGUAUGUGUGUGUGUUGCUCUGACUACAGUGACUGAAACCCUAAGAAUGAAGUUGAUACUGUUAGUUUGUUCGUUCACACACACACACACACACACACACACACACACACACACACACACACACACACACACACACACACACACA